GUGACUGGUGAGUUUCUGUGUAUGUAGAGCUAGCUGUACUGUUGUGUCAGGGUUUGAAGUACAAUAAGUCAGUGCCAGGUGCAUCGAAGACCUUCAGCGAGAAGAAUGAAGUCUCGGCUAUGCCUCGUUCUCCUGCUGACGCUCAGCGUCGCAACAGUUCAGGGGCAAUACUUCUACCGUUCUGCACAAGAUGUGAUGGGCAUCUACUUUGACCAGGAUCUGGAGACGGCAGGCAACACCACUAACAGCACCACCAGUGACUGCCCUCACCAGCCAUCAACAUGGCUCGGAUUCGUCUGUGCUGCGGUCUCUGUUGUCUUUUUUGGCAUCAACUUCUUGCCUGUAAAGAAGAUUGAGACUGGCGAUGGUAUGUUCUUCCAGUGGAUUGUCUGUAUGGGUAUCUGGCUGUCUGGCCUGGUCAUAUACGCCAUUCGAGGAUUCCCAAAGUUCCAGCCACUGGCCAUGGUGGGAGGGUUGCUAUGGGCAACUGGAAAUAUCACUGUUGUGCCCAUCGUGAAGAUGAUCGGUCUUGGCAUGGGUCUGUUGAUCUGGGGGUUGGCUAAUCUUCUAUUUGGCUGGGCCAGUGCUAGGUUUGGUAUCCUGGGUAUAACUAAACCAGAGAUCCCAUGCAGCAAGCUACUCAAUGAUCUCGGAAUUGUGUUUUGCGUUCUCGGCUUAAUGUUGUACUUCUUCGUGAAGACGGAGCCGCAGCCACUGCCAUCAGAACCUGACGAGAGCACGCAUCUUCUGGCGGGCUCUGGCAGGCUGUCGGUACAGCGCAUGGACAGUGGGCAGGAUGACGAUGCUUCUUGGACGGACAAGAUCAAAAACCCCAUGGUCAAGAAAGCUGUCGCUAUUGGCAUGAGCCUGUUUGCCGGCGCUCUGUACGGCGUCAACUUCAACCCGGUCACGCACCUGGAGGAGAACGUCACGCUGCACGGCCUGGAACCAUCCACCUACGUCAGCCUGGACUUUGUCUUCCCUCACUUCUGCGGCAUCCUGGCCACCAGCUCCAUCUACUUCUUCCUGUACUGUGCCGUGAUGAAGAGCAGUCCGAGGGUGUAUCCCAAGUGCAUCCUACCGGGACUCAUGUCCGGUGUCAUGUGGGCCAUUGCUGAUGCAAGCUGGUUCAUUGCCAAUGAGAAGCUCAGCCAGGCUGUGGCCUUCCCCCUCAUCACAACGGGUCCUGGUCUGGUGGGUGCUGUGGUUGGUAUCAUCUUCUUUGGAGAAAUCAAGGGCAAGCGCAAUUUCGUCUUCCUGGGCUGUGCAUUCCUGAUGACCAUCAUCGGGGUGGCGCAAGUGGCCGUCUCCAAGAUUGUCCAUGUGUAAGAGAGAAAUCAUCGUUGGGCUGGCUGUGUGUUUGCAGAGGGUGAAUGCUAGCCAAGCCCAGCACCUCAUCCUCUUUUCCUCUUUAGGCUCAUGUCUGAAGAGGGUCACUAUUAUUUCGUUGUCGUCAAGCGUAUAGAACGAACUGUUUCACUUCGUGGAUUAGUAUGUCAGAUUCCGGGGCACUUGCCGCAGUGUGUCCCAUUGCUAGUCACCCUACACUCUCACCCGCACCCUUAGGCACGUGUUUCCUCUUAGCUCACAGCACGCACACCCUGCACGCACACCCUGCACGCACACCCUGCACGCACACACCCACAGAAUAUGGAUGGAUAGUGUCUCAUCCGCUUUGCCUUGGCAGCUGGUCUGCCUAGGGCGCCUGUAUCCGGGUUUUUUCUCUCCUGAUAUAUUUCUUGAUGUAUUUAUAUGUGCAUGUAGGAUGGUCGCGAGCGACUUAUAGAGCAUUUCACGUAUUCCAUUCUCUAGUUUACUUGGCUGUUUAUCUUCUCUUUUUUUCUUUUUUUAAAUAUUGGGCUAACUAUAGCCCAUAUAAUAUUAUUAUUUUGAUGAACAUUCUGAUCGAAUUCUUAUCUUGGAUUCGCCUAAAUUAUUAUUAGUUUCGGAACGCCUUCUUAUGUCUUUAUUUUCGACUGCUUUCAUAUUCAUAUUCAUUUCUUACCGCGCAUACCGAUGCUUCAUCACUUUCUGCCUUUUUCUGGAUUUCCUGUUGGAGCACGCGAAGUAACAUCUGUGUAGUUUGGAAGGCCACUGCACUGUUA
Sycon ciliatum is the source of this 2105-nucleotide messenger RNA. RefSeq names its product transmembrane protein 144-like. Gene Ontology annotation, cellular component: membrane. The coding region runs from base 106 to 1329 and encodes 407 amino acids. Gene Ontology annotation, biological process: carbohydrate transmembrane transport. The transcript has 11 exons. Gene Ontology annotation, molecular function: carbohydrate transmembrane transporter activity. The record is from RefSeq and is a predicted model, not a curated record. Lineage: Eukaryota; Metazoa; Porifera; Calcarea; Leucosolenida; Sycettidae.